Acaromyces ingoldii is the source of this 1947-nucleotide messenger RNA. RefSeq lists its product as hypothetical. The record is from RefSeq and is a predicted model, not a curated record. Bases 1 to 1947 code for a protein of 648 amino acids. The transcript has a single exon. NCBI's taxonomy places the organism in Eukaryota, Fungi, Basidiomycota, Exobasidiomycetes, Exobasidiales, Cryptobasidiaceae.
AUGGUGGCUGCUACAGCGACUGCCUAUGCUGCCUCCCCAGCGGGCUUAGUCGCAAGCGAUGAGGGCCACGAGGCUCACUUUCCUGCGCCCGUAGCGAGAGCCCACGACUUUGACGACGAGGUGGUGCCUGCGCUGCGCAAGCGCCUCGAAGAGGAGUCCAGGAGGCUGGCCAGCAGGAUGAGCAGGCUUGACUCGUCUACGCAGUACGCGGCCGAGAAGCACGACGACGGGCUUGGCGCUCCUUCUUCGAUGAUGGUCGGCGAGGCAAUGUGGACAGACGCACCCUCGGACUUCUCGCCAGGCGUCGGCGCCUCGAGGUCGCUCAGACCACCUACCGCCGGACUGCCGUCCAGGCGAACGUCGGAGAUCUUGCAAGACGGCCUGGGUAGCGACGAAUUGAUCCCGUCCGAGUGGGCCACCGGCUCCUCUGCUCGCUUCAGGUCCCCCGCCAACACCAUUGGCGCCUCGGCUGGCGGAAGCGGCAGCUAUCGAGGCGCGGCGACGCACGAGAAAUACUACACGAUCUCGCCCUCCAGCUCCUUUACGUCGUUUCCACAGAGAGUCUCGCCGACGAAUCUCGCACCGUCUGGCCAGGACAGUGUGGCCAUUGCGAGGGAGCGAGCAAGGAGGCUGGCGAGCCAGAAGCCCAGCCACCAGGGCGCUAGCGCCUCUGGCAAGAUCAAUGGAGACGAUGUGUUUUACUUUAACGAGGACAUUGCGCGGGCGAGGGGCGAGCGAAUCGAGGACGAUGCGUUCCUCGACGCGCAAGGCCACGAAGAGGAUGUGUAUGGCGAUUCAGAAGGAUACCCGAGUGGCGACGAGAAGCACUGGCAAGGUCGCGGUGCAGGUCGACAGAGGACCUCUUCUACGCCCGCACAAUCGCAGCAGCAAUUGGGCAAGAGGAAGCUACAGGAUCAUAGGAAGCCAGCGACAGGGGCAAACGAACGGCUGGACAAGCCAAGAAGCACAAGCAUCUCGGGUGGUCGCACGACGCCGAGCAAGAUUCCACUGCCCGUGUCGGGAAGCAUGGCAAAGUACCAUCCGGAGUAUGCUGGGCAGAUUCGGCGGAGCAAGAGUGGACCGCUGCUCUCGACAUUCGAUACGGUUAGUGGAGAGGAAGGAGAAGAGCCACUGCAGCUGCCAACAACGCCUCCCCACCAGGACGGCAACAUCAUGGCCAACGACAAGAGUCACAACGACGGAAGCCCCAAGAACGCCUCCUCUUUGACUGUGCACAAGAAAAAGAAGACGGCGAGGGACCAGAGGAGAAGUGCGUCGGAAAAGGUGCCGAAGCGAUCGGCGACGCAGACUCUGAGAAACAGCCCGCCGACGCAAGACGUGCUCGACGAAUUUGGCCCACUUGGAGGCGUGCCUCGCUCAAUGCGCAACAGGGAUACAAGAGCAGAGGGCCGAAUUAGCGAAGGAGCCGCGAGAGAAACUCAAAAUCCCUGGGACGAAGAGAUCCUUCCCGUCGUGGCGAAGCGGCUGGCACAAGAGAAAAUGCUCGAUGGCGAUCCACGGCUCUCCCGGGUAGAGGGUCUCAUCGACACAUGGGACAGGGAUGGCAACCCGCUCAGCAAAAGCAUGCUCGUCCUCAAGCAGAGGGCGAGAGAGCAAAAGGAAGCUGCUGCUGCCGCCGCCGCUGCUGCCGCGUCACAAGAUGAGGCUGAAGGAGAUCGUGCAGCCGUUGGCAUUGCACUCUCUUCUAACGACGCAGAUUCCAAUAAAAACAAGAGAACGUCGAGAUUACCAAUUCAGGCACAACAGCAGCGGGGAAGCUACCGAAACAAAGAAGACGGCCCGGACACGAUCGAGAUGACCAACGCAAGACAGCAAGAGCAAGUAAUCACUUCAGCGUCUCAAAAGCAUCAACAGGCUCAGCAAAAUAAGGCAAACUCAAAGCAAGACGACGAAGGAGCAGGAUGUUGCAAGUGCACAAUCAUGUGA